AUGUCGCAGGUGGACCCUCUGAGCUUGACGCUUCUGUUCAAGAAGCACAAAACUACCGUGCUUUUAAUGCUUCCGCCCCACGAGACGAUCACGACAGCCCAGGAGAUGCUUCUCAAAGCUCUCCAAUCGCGAGGUAUCAAGGAGAUUAACGGGGAUCCUGUACCUGAAGAAUUCUCGGACAUUGAAUUUGGUGUUACGGUGGACAAGAACGACCUAGAAAAAGGAUGGUCGAAACUGGAGAUUGCGAUGCCAGAACUUGAGAACAGCGGAACAUCUAAACGAGGUGCUGGAAAGCAGACCAGUCUGAAAGCAGCGGAUAUACGGAAUGGACAGGUGAUCGCUUUCAGGUUCCGCAAGCCCCGUGAGCAAUCCGAGAAAGAUGGCGACCUCGACAUUGACCUCGAAUUGGAGGAUCCUGGCUGGGACGUCGUUGUUCCAAGCCUUGAUGACGAGGAGGGAAAGCCCAAUUAA
Messenger RNA from Aspergillus fischeri NRRL 181, 471 nucleotides. RefSeq lists its product as uncharacterized. The coding region runs from base 1 to 471 and encodes 156 amino acids. The record is from RefSeq and is a predicted model, not a curated record. The transcript is spliced from 2 exons. NCBI's taxonomy places the organism in Eukaryota, Fungi, Ascomycota, Eurotiomycetes, Eurotiales, Aspergillaceae.